Messenger RNA from Anoplopoma fimbria (sablefish), 2177 nucleotides. It is a transcript of the gene ddit3, whose product is annotated as DNA-damage-inducible transcript 3. Lineage: Eukaryota; Metazoa; Chordata; Actinopteri; Perciformes; Anoplopomatidae. Gene Ontology annotation, cellular component: CHOP-C/EBP complex; CHOP-ATF3 complex; CHOP-ATF4 complex. The coding region runs from base 256 to 1203 and encodes 315 amino acids. The record is from RefSeq and is a predicted model, not a curated record. Gene Ontology annotation, molecular function: protein heterodimerization activity; transcription factor binding; DNA-binding transcription activator activity, RNA polymerase II-specific. Gene Ontology annotation, biological process: ER overload response; negative regulation of transcription by RNA polymerase II; intrinsic apoptotic signaling pathway in response to endoplasmic reticulum stress. The transcript has 4 exons.
CACCACCGGGAGUUUCCGAAAAAUCACAUUCAGCCCUGAAGACUGAACAAUGGUUAACAUGAGCUAUCACCAAUUUUUACUAAAAUAUCCACAUUCGAGUUCAAGACAGUCGAGAAGGCGAGCGAAUAAAAAAAAAAGGAAUUGUUGGGACAAGCUAUCUCCAACAAAUUGGCAGACUUGAUUAACAGAGACUUUCUAAAAGGUCCAGUGUGAACCGUGUGGCCGAGUACCUGUGUGUUGCGACUGACUGGCGAGAUGACUGCCGAGUGGCUACACCUGCCCCCGCCAUACCCCCCUGGCGUGGGGCCGUUGUGUGGUGCAGAAUUGGAGGCGUGGUAUGAGGACCUGCAGGAUAUUCUGGGCUCCGACACGGGAGGGGCAAAACUGGCACGUGCCCCCACAUGCACCGAGAAAGAGCCGGAGUUUCUGGAUGUUCUGGAGAGUUGUUCUCUGACGUGGCUGACGGACGGAGGCCAGACGUGGGGCGAUGGUGUCCAGAGGAAUAAAGAGGAGAUCCACAACACCCAGCCUCUGCAUCACACCUCAUCAUCCUCCUCCUCCUCUACCUCCUCCUCCUCCUCCUGCAGGAGUCCAGCUGUUGCAGAAGAGCGGCGGACGGAGGCCGAGAGCAGGAGAGGUGGAGAUAGCUCGACAGGAGGCGGCAGUGAUCUGCUGCCUCCAGAGUUUUUCGAGUUGCUGAGUGAAGGAGGAGUGGGAAUGGUGGAUCCGAGCGGAGCGGUGAUCAGCGGUGGCUAUUAUUACCACCACCAUCAACACCACCAGGCUAAUAAUGUCCAACCUGCGUCUCCCUCAGCCAGCGAGGAGGAACUGCCCUGUGUCCCGGAUUCUCCAUCCUGCUCCUCCUCAGCCUCCCAGUCGCCGUCUCAAAAUUGUUCUUCUCCCUCCUCACCCGUCUCUUCACCCUCCGCUUACCCGUCCUCCCGCCUGGGAAAACGCAAGAGGUCCACCAGCGAGAGGACCAACAGUGCCUUGUCUUCCUUCGCCUCCUCCACGCAGCACACAUCCUCAUCCUUUUCAUCGGCCAAAAAGAGUCGCAAAGAAAGAGAGCAGGAGAACGAGAGGAAGGUGCAGGAGCUGACGGAGCAGAAUGAGCGCUUGAAAUCGGAGAUUGAAAGGCUGGGAGAGGAGGUACAGAGGACACGUAGAGCCCUGAUAGAGAGACUAGUCAACACCAGGAAGUGAGGGAGUAGUGAAAGACAGGAAUAAGAGAUGACAGGUCCUAAAUAAUUGGAUAAGCAGUGGUGGUGAAAGAUGUAAUAUGGUGGUCAUGAAAUGCCUCUAAGACAGGAAGGGAUGGAAAGAUAUACCAAAGAUAUAUUUUCUAAGCAAGAGGAUUUUUUGAACACAGAGCUCAAAAUGGCAAGAAAUAGGAAAGUGAAUAAAGACAAGACAAGACAAGAAAAGGAACAGAGAGAAAGGGCUGCAACAGCAAUGCGGCAAAUUAAAAAGACACAGCAUGUUUAAGGAAAAGGAAGAACAGACGGCUCUAAGUGCAAACGAAACGUGGAUUUGAUGAAUGUUUGUUAUUUCUUAAAGAAUGUCAGGAAUAACAGUGAAGAGCAUUUUGCUGAUUUUGUAUGUUGAACAGAAAGGAACUUAAUUGAGUGCAUUUCAUUGUCAUCCAUUCCCACCAUUUUGCAAUAAUUGUAACUCCUAUGUUAAGGGCUGCAAUUUGGCUAGCAGAGAUUAUUUGCCCCAAUUUGUGGAGAGUUUAGGAGCUCAGGAAAAGUCUGAAAGUGCCCAGUGCAGUGUGAGCAUGAGAGAAUGAUUGUUUUUUUUGGAAGAAAAUUCAUAAUCUUUCUUACUUUUUUAUAACCCAUGGCUUGUGUGUAUGUGUAUUUAGUAGGACCCGGCUAUACUUUCUAAGCUGACCUUUUCUAUCAAUAUGGGAAUUUGUGGAAGAAUCAUCACAAGAUGUUCUACCUUAAUUUACUAUUUUUAUACAACGCUGUAAUAUAUAUACACAAUUGUACUGUAAUGGCUUGUACUGUAAGAUGCCAACAUAUCCUCUGUUAUUUUCUCACUGCAGAUACAAAUUGUUAAUUGUAGAGUAAUAUGCAUGGCUUUUAUCACUGAUGGCAUCAAAUACAUGUAUUUUACCAUAACUAAUUAUUUUAUCCUUCAUUGUAAUCCCAUAUUUGCAAUAAAAGAAAAUA